Messenger RNA from Aspergillus clavatus NRRL 1, 1116 nucleotides. RefSeq names its product phosphatase PAP2 family protein. The coding region runs from base 1 to 1116 and encodes 371 amino acids. Gene Ontology annotation, biological process: phospholipid metabolic process. The record is from RefSeq and is a predicted model, not a curated record. The transcript is spliced from 4 exons. Lineage: Eukaryota; Fungi; Ascomycota; Eurotiomycetes; Eurotiales; Aspergillaceae. Gene Ontology annotation, molecular function: phosphatidate phosphatase activity.
AUGGACCUCACCAUGCGGGACGCACUGAGUCGCGUGCCAAAACGCCUCGUUCUAUCUUACAUUCUUGACUGGAUCUUCAUUGUCAUUAUUGCACUUAUAGGCUUUGGAUUCUCCAGGGUUAUUCCCAACCAUCACCCGUUCUCCCUGACCGAAUUGAGUAUCUCCUAUCCAUUUGCGGAACUUGAGACCGUCCGGACCAGUGUUAUGGUAGUGGUGUCUCUGAUCGCUCCUGCAAUCAUUAUUGCGAUCUUAACCCUGCUAUUGAUUCCAAUGUCCCCUAAAGAGAAGAGGGUGUCUCGACUCGCCCUCUGGGGAUACAAACUAUGGGAAUGGAACGCAGGAUGGAUGGGCCUGGCGCUCGCUUGCGCUGGGGUAUGGAUGGCAACCGAGGGACUGAAGGAUUUAUUUGGUAGACCACGGCCAGAUAUGAUUGCGCGCUGCGAUCCGGAUCUCUCGAAGAUAGCCGCUUAUGCAGUUGGUGGAUUGGGGGAGAAGCUAGCUGGAGCGCCCACAGUGGUAACUUGGGAAAUAUGCCGGAACAAGUCCGAUGUCUUGAAGAAUGAUGGAUUUUCAAGUUUUCCCAGCGGCCAUUCUUCCUUUUCCUUUGCCGGCUUAACAUAUCUGAGUUUAUGGCUAUGCUCUAAAUUCUCGAUCAGCUUUCCAUAUCUCGGCCACUCAAUCCUGGGCCAGGAGCCAAUCGGCCGCAAAGACGGUUCAAUUCGAAAGCAUGGAGCAGCCCCGCCGGUCUAUAUGGUCAUCAUCGCCUUUGUCCCUAUCGCAGUCGCCAGCUUCAUUGCUGCUUCUCGGUGGUUCGAUAACCGCCACCACGCCUUUGAUAUCCUAUUUGGCAGUAUCAUGGGCAUCCUUUUCGCUUAUGGCGGAUUUCGGCUGUACCAUCUCCCGAUCACACGUGGUGCAGGAUGGUCUUGGGGCACGAGGAGCUGCACGAAUGCCUUCUUCAGGGGUGUCCAAUUCCCUGAUUCCCCGAUGGCAAGUGCGCCGAUAGAUAUGCACGACGCACAGAAGACAACACGAGAGGAUAAUAAUGUUGAGAGAGCCCCAGAGUAUUUAAUCAUUGGAGCCAACAACCACGAUAGCAAGAUCUUCCCGGGAUAA